Linum tenue is the source of this 762-nucleotide messenger RNA. The record is from the annotation of a GenBank genome assembly. NCBI's taxonomy places the organism in Eukaryota, Viridiplantae, Streptophyta, Magnoliopsida, Malpighiales, Linaceae.
AAAAUCAACAGCUCAUUUACGAUAAUACCCUCAUCCCUGUCCUAUAAAUCACUACGCCAUGGCUCCCUGAUUCCGAAUCCCUCGUUCGAGCUCUGAACUUCAUUUUUUUCCUAUCUCCUUUUCUUUUCUCGCUUUCUGAUUUUCUUGUGGUAGGUGAGAUUGGAGUGGAAAAAUAUUUGGUUAGAGAAGAUGUUGGGAGUAUUCAGCAGCGCGAUCGUGUCCCCGCCGGAAGAGCUGGUGGCCGCCGGAAGCAGGACGCCGUCGCCGAAGAUGACGGCCGACUCACUACUGAAGCGGUUCGUCGACAGCAACUCCUCCGCCGUUUCGAUCCAGGUCGGAGACAACGCUCAGCUGGCUUACACUCACGCUAACCAGUCCCUGCUUCUCCCCAGAUCGUUUGCAGUGAAGGACGAGAUAUUCUGCCUGUUUGAAGGUGCACUGGACAACUUGGGGAGCCUGAGGCAGCAGUACGGCCUAGCCAAAUCUGCAAACGAGGUUGUUCUUGUGAUCGAGGCAUACAAGGCGCUUCGUGAUCGGGCGCCUUACCCUGCAAACCACGUUGUGGGGCAUCUCAGUGGCAGCUUUGCCUUCAUCGUCUUCGACAAGUCCACCUCCACCUUGUUCGUCGCCUCUGAUCAAUAUGGUAAAGUGCCACUUUCCUGGGGGAUCACUGCUGAUGGGUAUGUGGCGUUUGCUGAUGAUGCUGAGUUGCUGAAAGGUGCCUGUGGCAAGUCCCUUGCUUCUUUCCCUCAAGGUAUCUAA